Messenger RNA from Labrus mixtus (cuckoo wrasse), 1830 nucleotides. Its product is annotated as ciliated left-right organizer metallopeptidase-like. Gene Ontology annotation, cellular component: membrane; cytoplasm. The transcript has 12 exons. Bases 1 to 1587 code for a protein of 528 amino acids. Gene Ontology annotation, biological process: cell adhesion; proteolysis. The record is from RefSeq and is a predicted model, not a curated record. Gene Ontology annotation, molecular function: metalloendopeptidase activity. NCBI's taxonomy places the organism in Eukaryota, Metazoa, Chordata, Actinopteri, Labriformes, Labridae.
AUGCAGCAGCUCAGACUACAGAAUGAGCAGCUCAGAGCCCAGAGUGGGCACAGUGAUUCCAGGUUGGAGCAGCGCCAGCAACGGAACACUGCUGAAGCAGUGCAACCUCAAAUAGAGGUCCAGCACUUAGGUGGCCCCAAGCCACCACUCCAACGACCUACCUUCCAUCAGGAAAGAGAGACACGUCAUUCCAGUCCAUUGGCCAGGCAUCCUGACUACGACCUGGAAGAAGAGAUGAACGUGGUUAUAGUCCAGAGCCAAGCAGGAGUCGGACAGAGCGUCGUCAUUCUCCAAGGCGCCAUGUCAGUUCCAGAGAGCGCUAUUCAUCAGAAUGGCCUCAGCCCCCUCACAAGAGCAGACACGUUUCACCUUAAUAUUUUGGCCUACGCUGCUCACUGCCAGACAGAUGCACUUGGACGACCUGUGGCCGGGGUGGUGGUCAUCUGCAGGGAAAGACUGAAAGGAGAAACGUUUAGUCACCAGGCAGCUGUACAGACUGUGAUCCAUGAGCUGUUUCAUGUGCUGGGUUUCUCUAAAGAGCUCUUCCACACCUGGCGAGACUGUUCCUCCAUGUCUCAAGCUGAGGGUGCCGACUGUUCUCCUCAAGGGAAAGUGACCUACUCUGAUGGAUCCGGCCACAUGAGGAUUUACACCCCAUCUGUCAUCUCAGCCCUGCAGAAGCACCUGAACUCCACUGAUCCUGAGCUUGGGGGAUGGCUAGAGAACCUUGGUGUACUUCCUGGCAAAGUGUCCUCACACUGGGAGUCCAGGGUCUUUCAGGGCUCCAUCAUGGCAGCAGAGCUAGCGGACUCAUCCUCAGUCCGGAUCGACCCGGUAACCUUGGCUGCAUUACAGGACACGGGCUGGUACAAUGUAGACGUGAGCAGGGCACAGAGUCUGGUGUGGGGAGACGGAGAAGGGGCCAUGUUUGGAUCCCUGUCAACCUGUCAGAACAAAUCCUCACCGUUUUUCUGCUCUGGCAGUGGGUUUGGGUGUCAUUACCUUCACCUCCACAAAGGGGAGUGCAAGACCGAUCAAUACCUGGAGGGAUGCAGAGUGUAUAAACCCCUCAAAAAUGGAAGUGAGUGCUGGAAAAAGGAAAACCCCAGGCGGUCAGCUGAAGAGGACUCGACUGGGGAGAUCUUUGGUUUUGACAGCCGAUGCUUCUUCUCCAGCCUGACCAGACAGGUGUGUACUCCCUACAGACGGAGCUACUGCUGCCCUACUGGACCAAACAGGUACCAAAUCCACGUGUCAGGCUCUGAGUGGGUGGAGUGUCCAGCAGGGGGAAGCAUUCAGAUUGAAGGAUACCAGGGUUCAGUUUCCUGUCCUGACAGGAGGUUGUGUCUGUACUCUGACAUCACUCCUCCUUCAGACGCCGUCGAUACAUUUCCUGCUUCCGUCACCAGAGAUCCAUAUGGGACUUUAACUUCAGCCCAGACCUGGACCUCUUUGUCCUUCGGUGUCAAAACAUCUCUAGGCAUCACUGCUGCCGUGUGUCUCCUGGCUGCAGUCUUGGUGUCUUACAGAAAAUGUUCCUGCAGGAUCAGGAUCCACACCAGCACAGAUGAACACAGUAAUCUGUAGGAAACACAGCCUCUAAAACCGGCUUUAUAAACUUUAAUUGUUCUAUAAUUUUGUUUGUCUCUUCUCAGUAAUUUAUCUGAAGGCUGUGUUGUAAUUGUAAGAGUUAUUCGGUCAGAGAAAAAAUCCUUUUUAUUACAAUUUUUAUUGAACAGAGUAAUGUGAAAAUCAUAAAGAUAAUCUGUUGUGAUCAAACGCAGCUCAAAAAUAUCAAUCAGCUGGUUUCUCACCCUACAUAUGGGCAUG